Messenger RNA from Ixodes scapularis (black-legged tick), 1449 nucleotides. RefSeq names its product angiotensin-converting enzyme-like. Gene Ontology annotation, cellular component: plasma membrane. The record is from RefSeq and is a predicted model, not a curated record. Gene Ontology annotation, biological process: proteolysis. Bases 1 to 1449 code for a protein of 482 amino acids. NCBI's taxonomy places the organism in Eukaryota, Metazoa, Arthropoda, Arachnida, Ixodida, Ixodidae. The transcript has 12 exons. Gene Ontology annotation, molecular function: peptidyl-dipeptidase activity; metallopeptidase activity.
AUGGAUGAACUCAACGCUGAAAUGGAAACUAUUUACAGCGAAACUGAAGUUCGUAUUGAUUUUAGGGGACGACUAAAGAUUGAACCUGGACUCGCAGCCAUUAUGCGCGAAGUAGGAGAUUACGACCUUCUGAUGGAAGCAUGGGCAGCGUGGCACAACUCUGUGGGCAGGCAAGAAAGGGACCUCUUCAUUCCCUACAUCAAGCUCGCGAACGAAUCUGCGAUUUCCGAAGGUUAUGGAAACAUCAAGGAGAUGUGGUUGAAGAGCUACGCGAUGAACAAUUUUACGGAAGUGAUCGAUGGAAUCUUCGAAGAACUGUCGCCUCUCUACAAAAAGCUCCACGCUUACGUCCGUAUGAAACUGCGAGACAUCUACCCUGGUAGGAUGCCGGAGGACGGCACGAUCCCUGCACACCUUCUCGGCGACAUGUGGUCUCAACAGUGGGGAAACUUGUACACCACUCUUAGGAAUGGCACUCCCAUCGAUAUUACGCGCGAGAUGGAAUUUCAGAAAUGGGACGCCCAGAGGAUCUUUGAGACUGCGGAAGCGUUUUUCGUCAGCCUGGGGCUAAGCCCCAUGACGCCAACGUUCUGGAACAAGUCCAUUUUGUCCCAGCCGGCCGACCGAAACAUCGUCUGCCACCCCGCAGCGGCUGAUUUCAGCGAUGGGGAUGAUUACAGAAUCAAGAUGUGCACUGAACCAAGAUUAUUGGACCUCCUGAACGCUCACCACGAGAUGGGCCACAUUGUCUACUACAUGCUGUACAGUCACCUGCAUCCCUCCUUCCAGGAUGGCGCCAACGAAGCGUUCCAAGAGAUGGUUGGAGACCUGAUCGCCCUCUCUGUGUCAACGGUCAGACGCUACCGCCACCUGGGCUUGCUGGGCUUCGAAUACAUCGACCCAAUUGAUGCUCUGCUUCAGACGGCUCUGGACAAGAUAGCUUUCCUCCCUUAUGGUUACGCGCUGGAGAAAUGGCGUUGGUCCGUCUUCACAGGCGAGACCCCAUUCGAAGACAUGAACAAAAGGUUUUGGGAAUACAGGAUUAAGUAUCAAGGAGUAUCACCGCCGUUGACGAGGGCGGAACUUCAUUUCGACCCCGGAGCAAAGUACCACGUUGCUAUUAACGCCCCGUAUAUAAGCUAUUUCGUGUCCUUCAUACUUCAGUUCCAAGUUCACGAAUAUCUUUGCUCCAAGACCAACAAGAUCGACGACGAAAAUCCUUUCCACGAAUGCGACAUUUACGGACACGAGCUCGCCGGACAUAUCCUAAAGCGUGGAUUAUCCCUCGGUAAAAGCAAGCCGUGGCCAGAGGUCUUGGAAAUAUUGGCCGGGACAAGCCAGAUGUCCGCUGGCUCCAUGAGGAGGUACUUCAAACCCUUGGAAAAGUGGCUCGAUGAACAAAUCAAGGACGAGAUGGUCGGGUGGGACACUGCCCUCGGUAAUAGUUAG